AGCCCACCUGCGCUAAGGAACCCAUCAUCCUCCCCAAACCACCUCAAGUCAAAUCAAAUCAUCAACACCAUAACACCCCCCAUCACCACCACCACGCACAUUACCGUCUCUGUCGCAAUUUCAUCCCCGCCCGCAUUGAUUCGACUUCACAACAAUCAUCCAGCACAAUGUCUGAGGUGCAAUCCAGACCUGUCGCACCGCGUGGAAGAGGUUCAGCUCGUGGUCGAGGUGGUUUCUCGUUGAGAGGAGGACGCGGUGGCAGACCACAUCCAACGAAUGGCACAGACAACACAGCUCCAGCCGCAAUUGAAGAUGAAGGCGAGGUUGGUCAACUGAAGAGACAAUAUGGCAGCAAGGUCACCACCAUCAAGGAAAUGUUCCCCGACUGGACCGAUGAGGAUAUAGUCUUUGCUCUGCAAGAGACAGAUGGCGAUCUGGAGAAUACCGUUGGUCGCAUAACUGAUGGUACGUAUUCAACCCUCUAUGCCAACGAUGCACUCUCUCAUAAUACUCUACUAACUUGGACACGCAGGCACAAUUUCACAGUGGGGCGAAGUUUCAAAGACCAAGAAAGACCGCUCUCGAUCAAAGGCUAAGGAAGGUGCUGUAUUUGGUGAUGUAGCUAACCAGACAAGAACUGCGCGCGGUGGACGAGGUGGUUUUGACAGUGGCAGAGGAGGCCGUGGCCGUGGCACAGAGCGAGGCAGAGCUGGAAAGGGUCGUGGAGCUUCCGUCGCACACACCAAUGGAGCACGCAAGGAGAAUGUCGUUGAGUCUACCCCUCCUGUUGAGUCAAAUGCUUGGGAUACCGCUGAAACACCUGCAUGGGACACUUCGUCAAAGGCUGUAGAGACAACCACUGAGGAAAACAGUUGGGACACUUCUGCUGGUGCUACCACAACUGCUGCGGCACCUGCUGCUCCAGCUUCAAGCAUUAUUCCAGAUGGCGUGAAGAAGAGUUGGGCCAGUAUUUUCGCACCUGCUCCUGUUCCAAAGAAGGCCCCCGAGCCUGUGGAGAAGUAUGUUCCCCUGACUGGUGAUUAAAAGCUAGUUUUAACUGACUUUUUCACUUUAGACCUGCCCCGGAACCCGUCAAACCACAAGAGCCAGUGGAGGUCCCAUCCAAUGAGCCAGAAGUCGUCACUCCCUCUGAACCCGUUCCUAUCGAGCCAAUUGAAGAAUCCCCUGCUGUCCCAACUACUAUUGAAGAACCCGAAUCCGUGAUUACACCAUCAAAAGAUGAACUUACAGAAGACAACCUUGAACAAGUCCCAGAUACCUCCGCUCCCGCCCCAACCGCUACUGCUGCAAGCACAGCUGCUAGUUCUUGGGAUCCACGCAACACUGCUACAUCUACACCAUACACUAAUCUACAAGGACAGGCUCAGGCCAUCAGACCACCAACCAGCGGUUUCCAGGCUUCAGCUUUAAAGGCAACUGGCUCAUCUGGACGUACUCCAAGUUAUCAACGCAGAGUGCUUGAUCAAGAGGAGGCUGUGCGCAUGCCAGGAAAUCGUGAGGUUGAUCGAGCUGCUGUUCAGUUUGGUGCAUUCAAUCUGAAUGGCACUGGAGAUGAGGAUGUUGAUGGUGACCGAGAGGAGCCCGAAACUCGUGGUCAACCACCUCAACAUUCGCCAGUGGCCCCAAGAGCUUCGCUUCCCCCUGCUCCUGUCACGCAACAGCCAGCUGCUGCCCCGGAGAGUUUUCCAACACCAAAACAAUCCGCAGGUCUACCAGCAGCAACUCAACCUACGGCUGCACCAGGUUUACCAAGCCCACAAUCUCUACCAAAUGCUCAGGUACCAUCUCAGCAAGGUCCUCAGGCCAAUGCUCAAUUUGGCCAAUAUGGUAGAUUUGCGCAAUCUGGAGCUCAAGAACCAUCAUCAGUACUCCAAAAGCCAUACGAUGCUUUUAGUCAACAAGCUCCAUCAACACAGAGUCCAUUUGAAGGAUAUCCAAGUCAACAAUCCCAAUCACAACCACAGCAGCAGCCUCAGUCUGGAGCCUUCUCUUCCGCACCUAAUGAAUACUCCUCAUACUAUACUUCAGACCAAGGUCGCAAUGCCUACAACUAUUAUAAUCAACAACAAUACGCAUUGCAGCACGGUGGUCAAGGCCAACAAGAAGUACCUGCCUCUCAACGAUCUUAUAGUGGCUAUGGCGGUCCCCAAAGCGAAGCUUCCUCACAAUUUCCACAAAGUGCUGCCCAACCAGCUCAGUCGCGAUAUGCAACUGCUGGUGAAGGACAAAAUAGUGGUCAUACCACUCCAAACCCCACUGCCCAGUCACAGCAAUCUACCACAAGCCAAGGAGCUCAACCACAGCCUGGUCACUCACAACAACCUCAAGGUCAAAACUAUCCAUAUGGCCACCCAUACUACAACUACCCCUCCUACACCUCGUACAUGAAUCAAUAUCCAAACUACCCAGGCGGCAACUACCCAGCUGGUCCCUAUGGGGCCAAAGGUGGACUACACCAGCCCUACCAAGGAUACGGUAUGUCCCCAGGAGCUCCGUAUGAUCAACAUGCAUCCUCUCCUGCAGCAGCUGGAUUUGGAGCUUCCUCUCUACAUGGCCGUGAUAGUGCGGCUUUGGGUGGUGCGUUGGGGGAAUAUGGUAGAGCUGGUUCCGCUCAGCCAUCUCAGACACCUCAAGGCCUUAGUGGUAGCGGUGCCUUUGGCGGCGCAGCACAUGAUGCCUUUGGUCGUGGCUCAUCAUACCAAGGACAAAACCAACAGCACUACAAUGCAACUCAAGGUAGCCAACAAGGUGCUGGCGACGAAUUGAAACCUUUUGGGGAGUCCAAGCCAACAAAUGGUCCAAGUCCUUCACUAGCACAAGCUGGUCGCCCAGGAUCUGCCACCAAUGCAGCUCCAGGAUCAGCACUUCCUCCGCCACAAUCCCAACAAGGUGGAUAUGGAGGCUAUCCUGCACACCUUCAACAACAAGCUCAUGGUCUACAUGGUAGCCAAACCGGAAGCCAAUAUGCAGGUCUCGGAGGAGCGGGAGCUCACCAAGCUGCUGGUCAAGGUCACCAAAACAGCCAAUAUGGAGGUUAUCAAGCUUUCGGCGGCAACUAUUAUGCCAACAGUCAGCAGCGUGGAUGGGGUGGCAAUUACGGACACUAA
Molecule: messenger RNA, 3128 nt
Organism: Hymenoscyphus albidus
Lineage: Eukaryota; Fungi; Ascomycota; Leotiomycetes; Helotiales; Helotiaceae
Source: the annotation of a GenBank genome assembly